AUGUUUUCAUUUGGAUCCACUCUCAUCGACAUUGAAUGUCAAGAAGUGGCCAAUCUGGUGGAUCAAGUCCUCCGUACUGAACCAGAGCAGCUACAACUCCGAAGCAGAAAAUUGAGUGAAUUUCUGGAAGAGGAUGACGAUUCCGAGUUGAAGAAGGCAAUCUCUGUACAGUACGGAAAUGUUUGUGAUUUAGCCAAGAGAUGGAUUUAUGAUGAUCAAAAGAACAAGAAGAAGAAUCAACAACAAUACUCAACUGCUGCUCAUCAUGAUGUGCUAGAUAUCAAACUUCUCUCAUUGUUAGAUGAAAAUAUCAAAUAUGAUAUCAUGGAAUACAUUCCCACUUAUUCUCGUUGGUCCUCUCUCGAACGUAAUGAUCAGUUCAUGGAUGAAAUUGGAGUUCCAUACCGAACCAAUCGUAAUGAUCAUAACAGCGUUCAGGAUCAUGAUGGAAAAAGUAAGGCUUUCAAUCGUCGCAUGAUGACAAGUAUCUUACAAGUACGAGAAAUUAUUUUGAACAUUUCUGACAAGGACUCGACCAUAUGGGCCAUGAAUUACUUCCUCUCGUUUCUCCGCAAACAGAGAUUAUUCAAAGAAAGUCAUGGAAAACUUCCCUUGUCUGAAGACAGUAUCUAUUUGUAUAGCGAGGAUGUUGAACAAUUGAAAAUACUAAAAAGUAGUAGUAGUAGUACCACGACAGCCACCAACGAGAGUGAUGGAGCUACACCUUUUGGAAAACCCAUCUUUGGAAAAAGUGCAGCAACGUCAGACGAUCAAAAUUUGGAACCUGAGACGCCAAUUGAUUCCAGCUCAUCACCUGUUGACAUCUUUUCAGAGAGCCACACAUCGUUGUUGAGCCUCAAAGGUAUUCGUCAGAAACGUACCACGAAAACUAGCUCACCAUUUACUUUUAUGAGCCCAACUGAGCAUUAUGGAAAUGUCCAUCCUGUUGCUCAUGUCUCAUGGACUGCACCAUAUUUGGAUGAGUAUCAAUAUCUCCCUAUUGAAGAGUUUAUUGGAAACAACACCACCAUUGAGAGAUUGGUAUUGCUUCAGGAAAUGUCAGAGUUUUUGCUCCAUGUCGUCCUUAAACAAUGUAAGAGACUCAAAAAGUUGGAUUUAUUAUGUCCUUGUAAACUUCCAGAUUCUUUUUCCAAUCAGACUCUUGAAGAAAUAACUACCAUGAAAUCGAGCUAUAUCACCAAUGAGCAGUGUAUUAACUUGUCUAGCCUUAAAAAGAUCAUCAAAUUCAGGACGGGACAUGAGGUUUUUAACUUUAGUACAGCACCACUCUCCGAUAUUGACCAAAUCAUAGAGGAACGAAACCCAUGGCAGAUCAUUGAAUAUUUGACUGAAUUUCAUCCUUCGAUGAGAAUGAUUCUUAUUGAAUAUUUAUUCAGCUACAAUCCAUCUAUCUCUGCAUUUGGUGCGUACAAUGAUCGAUUAGUAUGUGGACUUUUUCAAACACAACUCUCGAAUAUUGGACAUGCUAAAGAGGUUCUCGACUACAUGAUUAAGACGUGUAAUUUUCCAUGUGAAAACGUAAUGUCAACAACUAUUGAGCCACACACUGACACUUGCCAAUGUUUACUGCAAUAUCUUGUGUAUUUAUGCAACGAGUAUCAACACGGAAGAUUUUUUAACAUUUCAAAUUCUAUGAACAUGUCGAACAUCAAGACCAUGAUGUUGGCCAUGGAUUAUGGUUGGCAUUUUUGGAAACAACAACUAGAGCUUCCAUUCUUUGUUUGUGAUAAUAAGAAGCCACGUGUGUUGCUUUCUAAGGUACUCGAGAUUGUACAUUCUCAAUUCGACGAACAGAUGUUAUUAUCACUAUUGGUAGCAUAUUUACGUGGAUCCAAAUUUUCGGAACUAGAGAGCCUUAUUUCUUUCUUUUUAAUUCACAACAUGGAUCUCUUAACUAAAACAGUGAUUAGAAAAGUCAAAUGUAGCACGUCAUUUGGUAAGGAGGACAUUUGGACAUUCCCUUGA
Naegleria lovaniensis is the source of this 1986-nucleotide messenger RNA. RefSeq lists its product as uncharacterized. Lineage: Eukaryota; Heterolobosea; Eutetramitea; Acrasida; Naegleriidae. The record is from RefSeq and is a predicted model, not a curated record. The transcript is spliced from 3 exons. Bases 1 to 1986 code for a protein of 661 amino acids.